Molecule: messenger RNA, 9285 nt
Organism: Astyanax mexicanus (Mexican tetra)
Lineage: Eukaryota; Metazoa; Chordata; Actinopteri; Characiformes; Acestrorhamphidae
Product: ephrin type-A receptor 5
Exons: 17
Coding region: 189-3149 (986 amino acids)
Biological process (GO): cell surface receptor protein tyrosine kinase signaling pathway; axon guidance; protein phosphorylation
Cellular component (GO): neuron projection; plasma membrane
Molecular function (GO): ATP binding; transmembrane-ephrin receptor activity; protein binding
Source: RefSeq, a predicted model, not a curated record
GGUGAAGCGCUCAGUCUCCGGUAGCCGCGCGCUCGACCGACCGCCUUCAGAUGCGCCUCAGUUUCAGCACAGCGAGCCGCACACACGCUAAUGCCUCCCGCCGCCGCGGCGCCCGCGCGCAGGAUUUAGCGCCGAACACACGCGAGUCUGAGCCGGUUAGAGUGUGAGACUCAGGCAGCGGAGCGAGCAUGCGGAGUUACAGCGGACCCGUCUGGGUGAAAGUAUGGAUUCUGGUCCUCAGCUUGGCGGCGUUGGAGACGCGGAGUAUUCCCAGCAACGAGGUGAACUUGCUGGACUCGCGCUCUGUAAUGGGUGACCUAGGAUGGAUCGCCUACCCAAAGAACGGGUGGGAAGAAAUCGGAGAGGUGGACGAAAACUACGCCCCCAUUCACACCUAUCAGGUGUGCAAGGUGAUGGAGCACAACCAGAACAACUGGCUGCAGACGAACUGGAUCCUAAACGAAGGGGCUCAGAGGGUGUUUGUGGAGCUGAAGUUCACCCUGAGGGACUGUAACAGCCUGCCGGGCGGACUGGGCACCUGCAAAGAGACCUUCAACGUCUACUACUACGAGUCCAACGACGAGGACGGCAGGAACGUACACGAGAGCCAGUACACCAAGAUCGACACCAUCGCGGCGGACGAGAGCUUUACGGAGCUGGACCUGGGGGACAGGGUGAUGAAGCUGAACACCGAGGUCAGGGACGUGGGGCCCCUGACAAAGAAAGGCUUCUACCUGGCCUUCCAGGACCUGGGGGCCUGCAUCGCCCUGGUGUCCGUCCGCGUCUUCUACAAAAAGUGCCCCUUCGUGGUGCGGAACCUGGCCCUUUUCCCGGAUACUAUAACUGGGUCGGACUCCUCGCAGCUCCUGGAGGUGUCGGGGACCUGCGUCAACAACUCGCUGGCCGACGAGCUACCCAGAAUGCACUGCAGCGCGGAGGGGGAAUGGUUGGUGCCCAUCGGGAGGUGCAUGUGCCAGGCAGGCCAUGAGGAAGUUAAUGGCUCCUGUCAAGUGUGUAAGCCUGGCUUCUACAGAUCGGCUCUGCAGACCAGAACCUGCAGCAAGUGUCCUCCUCACAGCUUCACCAAAACCGAGGCCUCCACAGCCUGCCAGUGUGAGCAGGGCUACUACAGGAAGGACACGGACCCCACCAACAUGGCCUGCACAAAGCCUCCAUCAGCUCCGCGGAACGCCAUCUCCAACGUGAACGAGACCAGCGUGUUCCUGGAGUGGAGCGCGCCGGAGGAGACGGGCGGGAGGAAGGACGUGACCUACAGCAUCUUGUGCAGGAAGAUCAGCGCUGACGAGGGGCAUUACGAGCCCUGCGGCAGCCACGUGCGCUACCUGCCCCAGCGCUCAGGCCUCAGGAACUCCUCCGUCAUGGUGGUGGAUCUGCUGGCUCACACCAACUACACCUUCGAGGUGGAGGCAGUGAACGGUGUGUCGGAGCUGACCAAACCCCUGCGCCAGUACGUUACCCUCAACGUCACCACCAACCAAGCAGCUCCGUCUCCGAUCACUGUGGUGAAGAAAGGGAAGACGGCGAAGAACAGCAUCGCUGUGUCCUGGCAGGAACCGGACCGGCCCAACGGCAUCAUCCUGGAGUACGAGAUCAAGUACUUUGAAAAGGAUCAGGAGACGAGUUACACCAUCAUUAAGUCGAAGGAGACGGAGGUGGUGGCGGAUGGGCUGAAGCCGUCCUCGGCGUACAUCUUCCAGAUCAGAGCCAGAACCUCUGCUGGAUACGGGGGAUUCAGCCGACGCUUCGAGUUUGAAACCAGUCCUUACUUGUCUGCCUCCAGAGAUCAGGGCCAGGUGCCUGUCAUCGCCGUGGCGGUUACUGUGGGGAUCAUCCUGCUGGCGCUGGUCACCGGCUUCCUGCUCAGCGGCAGGCGCUGCGGCUACAGUAAAGCCAAGCAAGAUCCUGAGGAGGAGAAGAUGCACUUCCACAAUGGGCACAUUAAAUUCCCAGGAGUGCGAACCUACAUUGAUCCUCACACCUACGAAGAUCCCAACCAGGCCGUCCACGAGUUUGCUAAAGAGAUUGAUGUCUCCUGCAUCACAAUAGAGCGUGUGAUCGGAGCCGGUGAGUUUGGGGAGGUGUGCAGUGGGCCGCUAAGACUGCCGGGAAAGAGAGAGAUCAUGGUGGCCAUCAAGACCCUGAAGGCAGGCUACACCGAGAAACAGAGGCGGGACUUCCUGGGGGAGGCCAGCAUCAUGGGCCAGUUCGAUCACCCCAACAUCAUCCACCUGGAGGGUGUGGUCACUAAGAGCAAACCGGUGAUGAUCAUAACAGAGUACAUGGAGAACGGAUCUCUCGACACCUUUUUAAAGAAGAACGACGGUCAGUUCACGGUGAUCCAGCUGGUUGGUAUGCUGCGUGGCAUCGCCUCGGGAAUGCGCUACCUCUCCGACAUGGGCUACGUGCACCGCGACCUGGCCGCCCGCAACAUCCUGGUCAACAGCAACCUGGUGUGUAAGGUGUCGGACUUCGGCCUGUCUCGAGUGCUGGAGGACGACCCGGAGGCGGCCUACACCACCCGGGGAGGGAAGAUCCCCAUCAGGUGGACGGCUCCGGAAGCCAUCGCGUACAGGAAGUUCACCUCAGCCAGCGACGUGUGGAGCUACGGCAUCGUCAUGUGGGAAGUGAUGUCUUACGGAGAAAGGCCGUACUGGGAAAUGAGCAAUCAAGACGUGAUAAAGGCUGUAGAGGAGAGUUACAGGCUGCCGGGGCCGAUGGACUGUCCCACAGCUCUCUACCACCUCAUGAUGGACUGCUGGCAGAAGGACAGAAACAGCCGACCCAAGUUUGAGGAGAUUGUGAGCUUACUGGACAAGCUUAUCCGCAACCCCAGCAGCUUAAAAAGCCUCGUCAACUCCUCCAACAGGGUGUCCAAUUUAUUAGUGGAGCACGGCAGCGUGGAGCUCUGUGUGUUCAGCUCGGUGGGGGAAUGGUUAGAUGCCAUAAAAAUGGGUCGAUACACCGAGCUUUUCAUGGAAAGUGGAUACACUUCGCUGGAAGUAGUCACUCAGAUGACCUUGGAGGAUGUGAGGAGAGUGGGAGUGACGCUGGCUGGGCACCAGAAAAAGAUCCUCAACAGCAUCCAGGAGAUGCGAGUUCAGAUGAUGAACGCCACCAUACCUGUCUGAGGCUGCCCUUAGACCUACUGAAGCGACAGUAGUAGCCUAGCACUUUUUUUACCGUGGACACUUAUUUAUUGAAUGGAACUCUCUUGAACUACUGAUGGGAAAUGACUUGAUGAUAUUCCUGAGCGACAGUGGGGACGGGCUGACGAAUUGGCGGCUGGACGGCUAAAACAAGGGUCUCUGUGUGUAAAUGCACAGCUCGUCAGCGUACCGACGGCUGGACGAGUUUUGUAAAAGGACCGAAUUGGACGCUAAGCGGAUGAGAAGAGUUUGGAAAAGUGUGGCACAUCUCCAGGUAGGACCGCUGACCAGGACCACUGUCAGGAGUCUCUGGGCCGAAUGUAUAGCACUUUUUCGCAGAAACCUCAUGCAACAAUGUUAUUACCUCCAGAAAUACAGCAGAACCUACAGCAGAACCUACUUCAGCUGGAUACCUUAUUCCUCACCACACCACUCUCGGAGCGAAGGUCAUGCAGUAAGACUGUGAAAACCAUAUCAUUUGGUUGGAGGAAGAAGCGGCGGCCGUGUAUUACAAAGCAAUAUUAGAUUUGAAGCUUGAUACGCGUUUCCUUUUCUUUCUUUCUGUCUUUCUUUCCUUCUUUUCUAAUGGAAAAAGCAAUGGAUACGUAUGUACAGAUUUCAUUUUGCACAGCAUAUGUGUCUUAAGGGGGAUAUGUGUGAAGUAUGAUGCUUCAAAACUGUACAGGACUGUACACAGAUCAAGCCUAACAUUAUGAGCACUUCCUUGUUUUCACACUCAUUAUCAGACUCGUUAAAUUUUUUUUAGCUCCUGGUGCUGGUAGAAGCGGCUCAGAUGCAGCAGUACUGCUGGAGUUUUUGAACACCUCCUAUCUUACACUCUGCGCAAGGUGCUGCAGUGAGAUGCUCAUUGCUAUCUUACACCCCGUCAACAGUCUAUUUUCACACCUACCGCCUGCGUCAUUUAAAUAUCGAAGGCACUUAUGAAUAUAUUUACGCUGAUAAGCGUGGGGGGGCUGAAAAUGAGGUGUGUUUAGGUCAAUUUCUGGCAUAUUGCUAUCUUGGCAAUGGAAAACACAUUUGCACCACCUGACCGAUUUUUACACCAACAAUAAACAGAAUUCAAAAUUAAAUAUCAUUGCUGUUCUUGUAAAUGCCCUGCUUGCACAACUUCACAGAAGUGCAGAAGUGCUGCGUCAUUAAAAUACCAAUUCGCCAAAGGCAGAGCACACCUCCCUCUUAAAGGCAAUGUGAGGCAAGUGACACGCCGAUUGGUUUAUUUCACGCUACGCCCAAAACACGUCAUAAUUAAUUAAGAGAAUUAGUACGCACAAGGCAUACUUUUCCUGUCAUUAUGAUAGCAAAGACACACCGAUAGGCCCUAAAUCAAGAUGCACCGUGCACGUAAUCUACACAGAUUUCUCUCCUGGGUGAUUAAAGCACUUUUGUUUAUUUACAGUAAGCUUAGAUUCACUAAUUUCUCCAGCACUAAGGCUAGAGCAUUAGCAUUAGCGGCUAACCACUGUGUGUAACGGUAAAUACGGUUACAGACUACAGUCCGAUAUACUCGCCUCUGAGCAGCUAAAUAGCUAGCGCAGUUAGCGGCUAAAGCUUGUGCUGCUCCAGCAGUGCUAGUCGGGGUUAGCAGCAGGCUACUGGCCGAUAAUACUCACCUCUGAACGGGGAAAUAGCGGUUGGCAGCUAAUGCUAAUACUGCUCCAGCCCUGGUGCUGGAGAACUAAACUGAAACUCCUCUUUAACGCUGUACUUCAGUGAAGUGGCUUACAAACUUACUGCUCCUUACAACUACGUAAAAACUACAUAUGAACUACAUAUAAAUUCACACAUAAGGUGCACUGACGAUUUUUGUGAAAAUUUUAAGUGCACUUUAUAGUGUGAAAAAUACAAUAUAAAGAGAAACAGAGCAAACAAGGACAUGAUCAUAAUAUUAGGCUUGAUCUGUGUUUUUUUUAAGUGUACGUGUAAAUAGUGUAUAGUUAGAUAAAACUCCCGAUAAAGAGAAAGAUCCAUCCAUGUUCAUGUGGGGUUCAUCCACUUUUAGCCGCCGGGAAACGUUAGUAGGUCUAUACAGUGUACAGAACUUUCAUCAUGGUGAAGAAACGCUUAUAGUGCUUUUAUGUAGCUCAUCGGUUACGGCUGGUCCUUUCUACAGCACUUGAUAUGUGAAUUCUGGAGGUGAUCUUGGGUGACGUUGAUGCGUAUUCAUUUCUAUUUAUUUAACUCUGCCCGGAAGGAUUAUCUAGCAUAUAUAUUAUACAUUUAAAUCUCAAAAGGAUGCAUUUUUGUGCAGUUAUUACUGAUAAUAUUUGCUCUCAGACAUACAGUAUUUUUAAAUAAUGAAGAGCUUGUAGCUUGUUUGAAUCUGUGCUUUCCAAGAAUGUUAAAUCUCAGACUGAAGAUCAGCUUGGGGUGACCCUUUUGGAUUUGAUUUAGGAUCUUAUCUAAUGCUGAGUCUUAACAUUAGGUGGUUUAGUGAAAAUAUGGCUCAUUUUGAACCAUAUUUUUACUAAAUAUAAAAUAAAAAGGUCAGAAACACAACUUUUUUUGUACUUAACACAAGUACAAAAACUCAAAAAAGUCCGGUCCCACUUUAUAAUAAGUGUCUCUAAUAACUGUAUAGUUACACAUAAAUGAUCCAUGUAACAAAGGUGUUACUACUGGCGAAGUACAUGUUUUUACAGAUUUAUUACAGGUGUGCAGAUUAUGUAAUUUCUAGGGCUGUUAACGUUAAAGCGAGAACGCAUGCGAUAAAUUCAAAAUCAGUAACGGGUUAUUUUUUGUUUCAAUGAAAAGCUCCAACACGGACAACACAACGGCAGAGGAGACAUCCCAAAUAUCAAAUAUACUACUUUUUAAUCAAGCUAAUCUGCUGAUAAGGUGCGGUUUAAUCUGAUAUAUUAGCCAAACGCUGUCUUUAAACAAACACUGUCUUUGCCGCUCCAUGCUGUUUACACAGUGAGCGCAGUAUGUGCAGCGUUCACUGCUAGCAUCCACGUGACUCUGAGCUGCACGUCCUAUUAAAAGCACUGUAUUUAUAAGCACAGCGGCAAAUGUUUUGUGUUCUGUGUUAAAACAGCUUCACACUGUACAGAUAUACGUGCUGGAACACCAGUAGUUGAACUAUAAUUACAUGGAUUGUUAAAGUGUAAGUACACAGUUAUUAUAAAGUAGGACCAAAAGUUCUUCCAUGAUGUCUCAGGCCUAAUUCUCAACACUGAAAAUACUUUAUGGUUGAUGUAUUAAAAUAAACCAUCUUACUAAAAUAAACUAUCUUAAUAAUUAAUAACAUGGCUACUAAAUGUCUAAGCCAGUACCACCAUCAUAUCAGAUUCAACAAGGUAAUUUACAUUGUUUUACUGCAUUACAUUGUGGUCAUCAUGCAAAAACCUAAAAUUUCACGAAGAACGGACCAAUAGAAAUGCUCCAAAAUUACUUCAGAAAAUUAUUAUUGAAUAUUUUUGCAUUUGCUUCCACUGAUAAUUUUUCCUCUUUGAUGUAAUAUUGGUCAGGGAGUAUACAUUGUGGCCAAAUAAAAUUGAUUAUAAUGAAUGGACCAAUAGAAAUGCUCCAAAAUACCCUGGAAUAAAAUAUUAACUUCCAUUGAAAGUUUUUUUUUCUUCUGUUGUAAAUGUGCCAUUUUAGAGACACAAAUAUGUGCAUGAUAUCCGUGACGAUAUGCGCAUUGACAACUGCAAAUAGUUUACUUUUUAUUCAUGUAUUUUUUUGCAGACAAAAAAUUUUAUCUCUAAAAUAUCAACUUUGUGGGAGAAGGAAGAAAUUUUUUUUUUUUAACAGAAGUCAAUGUAAAAGGUCAAUUUGGAGCAUUUCCAUUACUUUAAUUUAGUUAAUCGCCACAUUUUAAUAUAAUAUAUAAAAGAAAUAUGAGAGUUACAGUUUAUCAAAAAGUGAACAGUAGAAGAUACAAGGUUUUUGCAACAGCAUUUCAAUUGGCCCAUUCAUCAUGAAAUUCUGUUACAAUAUAAAGAACAGCAGCCAGAUUCACAUCAUGUCAGAAAGUCAAAAAUUAGCUAAAUUAAGAUACAAUGUUUUUCCUUCUCUUGUCUGAUGGUGAAGAUAUAUUGUUCAUAACACAGUUCUUCACACCUCAUAUGGAAAUGAAGAACACAAUAAAAAUAGCAAACACUGAUAUUGUAAAACUAUUUUACAGUAAAUAACUUUAUUGUUUUCCUGCGAUCAGCACCUUAGUCGGGUUUUGUGAGGACGCCUCGCUCGUGCUGAGCGUCCUGAUGUUUUCUGCUGAAUGUGUUUCCAGAUGUAAAUGAUAUUUUUGAUGCUUUCUUUUCAUCUCCACCAGUUAUGACCAAUUAGUUUUGUAGUUAAGGGGGCAAGCGCUGGAAAAAAAGUGCAUAUUUAUAUUUUCCAUGUUGAUUUCAGUAUAUUUGGUGCAGUGUUCUCUAAAAUGAGAAAGCAUAGUUCUUAUUAAAAGUUAUAGCACAAUAAAAAAAUCUAAUUGAGCAGUAAUACAGUAUUUAUUGGUUCUGUUACGUUUUUAUAUUUCCUCUAUAAAUAUAUUCACACACACACACACACACACUCUCUUCAGAAUCAGCUCUUAGGAAAAAAUAUGUUUUGGGGGUUUUUCAGUGUUAAAUAAUGUUUACAACCGAGCCAAUUUGUGAAAUGCUUCAGAAUGGGAACGUUUGGAAUACUCUGUGUAUGUUAUGCGGUGUUAUCUUGUGAGUGAGGUUGCCGCUCAUGGCAAGGCUACAGUGUCAUGUGUCCUAGUGUAUUGGGAAUACAUCAUAGAAGGCAUUACCACUCACAGUGGACAGCGAGCGCAGUGGGUGGUAAUGAUUGUGACCGCCGGUGUCUGGCUAUAAUUGUCCAUGUUUAAUCUAGUAUACUCCACAUGCAUAUCCUGCAUGUCAGUGCAGUGUUCUUUAGCCCCCCCUGCAGGAUUUGACUGAAAAGUCAUGGGACACCAUACAAGCUCACAAUUGUCUCAAAUUCUACAAUAAAACAGAUUUUUCAAAUAUUUUAAUGUUUUUUAACACAUCAAUGAGCAUUUUUUGCAACAUAAUUACUGCUUUAAUUGGUUACAUACUGUAGAUUAUACCAUAUUUCCCUGUCCAGUAGAAAAGUACUAUAUUUUUCGCACUAUAGGGUGCACCGCAUUAAGCUACACUAGUAAGGCACAGGAGUGUUGCAAUGUUUUCCUUCUAAUUCAGCAGGUCUUUCCAGUAAGUUUAGAUUUACAGAUUUUCACUAAAGCUGGAGCAUUAGCAGCUAAUCACUAGCACUAAUGCUAAUGCUGCUCCAACAAUGAUAGCCAGGGUAAGCAGCAGGCUACAGGCUGAUAAUACUCACCCCUCAAAGGUGGAGCUAACUAGCACGUAGUGCAGUUAGCGCAUAAUGCUACUACUGCUGGAGAACUAAACUGAAACUCCUGGAGUGGCUUUACUGACUGUUAAAUUCAUACAUAAGGCACACUAUCAAUUUUUGUUAAAAUUAAAGGAUUUUAAGUACGACCUUACAGUGCGAAAUAUAUGGUACAGUGUUAAAAAAACAACAUUCACUCAAAAUACACCUACAAUACAUUUUUUAAGGGUUUUCUAUUUAUUUUUUCAUUUUUUUUUAUUAUGUACAGCUUUUAUUUGCUAAACAUUCUUCUAUUAAGCAAUUAAUACAACUCCACACGCAAUUACAUAAUAUUUAUGAUGAUUUAAUGAUAAGUCACCAUGGCAUACAUGUGCAACUGAUGCACAUAUAUGAUGAAUACAAUAAAUAUGAUAAAUAUCAACAAGAACCAAGAACCAAGUUCAAAAAUAGUAGAAGAUAAACAGAUAAUUUGUAACAGAAUCCAUAAACCCUGUUAAAGCAGCCGUGUGCAUGGUGUUGAGGUGUAGUUUGGUAAAAAUAAUAUAUAUAUAUAUAUAAAUAUAAAUAUACAUUUUCUCAGCAUUAUGUUUUUGAAUCUCAUAAGCCACAAUCUGUUGCGAGUAGGUUCAUAAUUGUUCCAGUAAAAACAGUAUAAAAGAAGGUAAAAGCACAGAAAAAUAGGUGUUGUGAUGAUUGUCUACGCCCUUUUACUGUAAGUGUGUUUCGUUUGUGUACAUGUCUUUUGUAGUGUAAUAUAUUAAAUUUUCUAUUUUUUUCUAAUAAACUGAAGUAAAAUCAA